Asterias rubens (European starfish) is the source of this 2051-nucleotide messenger RNA. RefSeq names its product 2',5'-phosphodiesterase 12-like. Gene Ontology annotation, molecular function: 3'-5'-RNA exonuclease activity. NCBI's taxonomy places the organism in Eukaryota, Metazoa, Echinodermata, Asteroidea, Forcipulatida, Asteriidae. The record is from RefSeq and is a predicted model, not a curated record. The coding region runs from base 21 to 1955 and encodes 644 amino acids. The transcript has 7 exons. Gene Ontology annotation, biological process: nuclear-transcribed mRNA catabolic process, deadenylation-dependent decay. Gene Ontology annotation, cellular component: mitochondrion.
UGAAGCUUGUUGAGUACUCGAUGGUUGUGCAAUACCUUCGCUCCUUUCUACAGAAGACCACGAGCUUCGCUUCGUUCUUCUUCAGCAAACCCAAGAUGAAUCAACUCCUGGUAAGGUGUGUAGAGGGGGAGGAGUUCAUGACAAUCUCUUUAAGCUAUGGGGACAAACAGAGUAAUUUACUCCGUUCCAAAAUGGAAACGUCAGACAAAUCGCUGUCCCGGUUGCAAAACAACGUCCGGAAACUGGGCAAGAGUAAGAGGAAAACCAAGAAGAUGAAGUGUGACCCAGCAGCCACUGCUGCAAAUGAUGAACCACCGCCGGAAGCAGAAAUCGUCUGCUCUCUGUUUGUUAAUGAUCAGAAAGUCGGUCCGGAGGUCUUCAACAAAGACGCAUGGGUCGAGGGCGCUGUUUUGCAUUUGGGUGACUUUAAAUACAGCAUUCGCAGGAACAUGCCUGCAAUUAUCAGUCUAAAACUGCCAAACUGUGUACUCGUAGGCUGUCCAAUUUACCCACGAGUGGAGUUUGAGUUUGUGACGCCCGAGGCCUGCCGGUACACAUGGUAUCGUGAAGUCAGACAAGAACUUCUUGGAAAUCCGCAAAUAAAUGUCGGACAAAUGAUCUGUUUAUCAAAUACUGCAGACGGAGGGUUGUCGUCAUCGCAGUCGGUUCCCAUGGAAACUGAGAGUGUCAAGGAAAUGGCUGUCCAGAUACCUGUGGUUGUCAACCCUUCUUUAGUGUCGCAAAUCAAAGGGUACGAGAGACGGUGGGUGGAGGUAUCCAGCGAGCAGACCUACACACCCGAGACGUCCGACAUUGGAGGACUGCUCAAGUUAGUUUGUCAUCCUGGAGAUGGGAUAAGGUCAGGUAAUCAUAAGGAAGUACAGACAGCUUACGAGGUGAAAAUGGCACCAGACGUCUUUCCAUUUGAGAGUAGGCAUGAGCACACCAAGGAGAGAACAACAGAAAACUGUUUUAGAGUGGUAUCCUACAACGUACUGGCAGACAUGUAUGCAGAUUCAGACUACUCCAGAGACUUCCUGUAUCCAUAUUGCCCUAAAGAUGCGCUGGAGAUUGAUUACAGGGAGCAGGUCCUACUCAAGGAGCUCUCAGGUUUCAAUGCAGAUAUCUUGUGUCUUCAGGAGGUUGGCAAGAAGAGUUUUGAGAGUGUCCUGCUACCAUGUCUAAGGAUGUCUGGCUUGGAUGGGAUGCUUUGCUGCAAGCAUGGCAAUGUGCCUGAAGGAGAAGCCAUCUUCUACAGGACAGACAAAUUCAGACUACUCGGCAGCUAUGAUGUGGCCUUCUGCGAGGAGCUUGUGAAAGAGCCACGUCAACAAAGUCUCCUUGAGGUCGUAGUUCAAAGCAAAGCAAUGCUCAAGAAGUUCCUGGGUCUUGCUGCUAUCGUACAGGUUGCUGUCUUAGAACUCAUCAGCGACCCGUCUAGGAGAUUGUGUGUUGCCAAUACUCAUCUUUACUUCCACCCUAGAGCAGCUCACCUCCGUCUCAUACAGACUGCCAUCCUGGUCGAGCAUCUUGAGAAGGUCUGCUCAAUGUACAACAAUGAGAGUGAUGGUGUUCGUCCUGCCAUCGUUCUAAUGGGUGAUCUGAAUAGCUCUCCCUCUAGCGGUGUGUACCACUACCUAACUAAGGGAAGCAUCAAAAAGGACUCUGUAGAGUGGUAUUCAAAUGGCAAAGAGGAGUUCUGUGGAGGAGCUGCUCUAGAUAAUCCCAUCACUUUCCAAGACGUCUGCAAGGAUGUCGACUACACUAACUUUGUUGCCAGCUUCCAAGGCAAGUUGGACCAUAUCAUGGUGGAGGGUGAUAAGAUUGAACUCCAACAAGUCAUCCCCCUGUCCUCUCAUGAAGAAGUAACGAGACACAUUGCCCUGCCGAACGCCGUCUUUCCUUCGGAUCAUUUGGCGUUGGUUUGUGAGCUUGGGUGGAAGGCUGACAGGUGAUCGUAUCAAGGUGACCAUUCAACUUGAAUUGAUAUUGUUUUUGAUUUUUUAUGUUCAAGGCACUGGACACGUUUGGUAAUUGUCAAAGAGCAGAAG